ACAUUACUCUUCUCAUCGUAACAUUUACAUACAAUAAUCAACAUGUCAUCUUUUAAUAUUAUUUUCCUUAUGACAUUUUGCUCGUUGGCUACAUUGUCAUUGUCUGGUACCCUUAGUAUUGGGUUCUACAAUUCCUCUUGUCCAUCAGCAGAAGAUAUUGUGAGAAAAGCUGUAAACAAUUUCCUGUCCCGCGACCCCGGACUCGGUGCUGGUCUCGUUAGAAUGCAUUUUCAUGACUGCUUCAUUAGGGGUUGCGAUAGUUCGGUGCUGAUAGCUUCCACACCAGGUAACCCGUCGGAGAGAGAGCACGUUGCUAACAGUCGUAGCUUACGAGGUUUCGAAGUGAUCGACGAAGCUAAAACCGAAAUAGAAUCUGCAUGUCCGAAGGUUGUUUCGUGCGCAGACAUUCUUGCAUUCGCAGCACGCGAUAGCAUCUUCAAGCUUGGCGGGAUAAACUACAGCGUUCCUGCUGGACGAAGAGACGGGCGUGUUUCGAUAAUGGCCGAGGUAGAACAAAAUUUUCCACCUCCCUUCUUCGAUGCACAGCAAGCAGCGGUCAGUUUUGUUCGAAAAGGAUUGUCAGCGGAGGAAAUGGUGACGCUAUUGGGAGCGCAUUCUAUCGGAGUCUCUCACUGUUCUUCAUUCUCUAACCGUCUCUACACUUUCAAUGCUACUCAUCCUCAGGACCCUUCCAUGGAUUCAAGAUAUGCGGAUUACUUGAAAACUAAGUGCCCGCAACCUACCAAUAACAGUCCUGAUCCAACCGUCCCGAUGAAUCCUACCCCUGAUCGAAUGGACAACAGAUAUUACUUGGAGGUGACCAAGAAUCGCGGGUUAUUCACCUCCGAUCAGACAUUGAUGAAUAACCCUACGACGCAAAGGAUGGUGAUGAACAAUACAAGGAACGUAAGAACAUGGGCUGACAAGUUCGUUAAGGCGAUGGUGCAUAUGGGUUCUCUUGAUGUUCUUACAGGAACUCGUGAAGGUGAAAUUAGAACACGAUGUAGUGUUGUGAAUUAGUUGUUUAAUAAAAUUGACUGCAACACUGACCUCGUCAAUUUAUUUUGUCAAAUUUCAUUAAAAUAUAUCAACCAGGCGAUCAACAAAUCAAAAUUAUAUUUUUUUUUGGUUAAAUGAUAA
Molecule: messenger RNA, 1140 nt
Organism: Mercurialis annua (annual mercury)
Lineage: Eukaryota; Viridiplantae; Streptophyta; Magnoliopsida; Malpighiales; Euphorbiaceae
Product: peroxidase 5-like
Exons: 1
Coding region: 43-1020 (325 amino acids)
Biological process (GO): hydrogen peroxide catabolic process; response to oxidative stress
Cellular component (GO): plasmodesma; plant-type cell wall
Molecular function (GO): peroxidase activity; heme binding
Source: RefSeq, a predicted model, not a curated record